UAAUAAGACAGAAAGCGUGUGCAACUUGCCAGUUGAACUCUCAAAGAAGACCCGUGAUAAAGUCUUCCCUACAGCUUAAAUAUGCCCUAAACUGAAGCCAUAUCAUUCACAAAGGAAGGAGAAAUAGGUCCAGUGACGAAGCCCAACAUGGAGCACUUCACACAUCCAGGCCAUUCGCUAGCAGAAGUUUAUGGGAGCGAAGAGUUCCAGUGCGACGGUUGCAAGACCCCCGGGAAUGGCCUCCGAUAUCGAUGCCACACAUGCGAUUUCAAUAUGCACGACUACUGUGGGCGCUGCCCAUCCACCCUCUCCACCUUCAUGCACCCCCAACACCACCUCAAACUCGUGAUCGGAACCCAAGGCAGGCACGAUAACGAGGGUUCCUGCGACUUGUGCGGGGACAACUUUGAGGGGCUGUUCUACCAGUGCACGCUCUGCGACUUCAACAUCCACCCGCUAUGCACCAAACUUCCUGAGUAUGUGCCCCACGCCCUCGACCCCGUUCAUCAAUUAAAGCUCCAGACGUCGUCGUCCCCCGGGUGGUGCAGGGUCUGCAAAAGCGAGUGCACUUCAUGGAGAUACGGAUGUAGGACUUGUAAUUUUGAUAUUCAUCUUGAGUGCAUCUUAGAUCGGUGCGAUGCGUCCACGGCCUCACGCUCAGUGGCAGCUCCAGCUUCACCACAUGGUGUUGCAUCACCGCUGCCUCCUUGGGGUUGGGGUUGUUCUUAUGGAGGCCUAACUGAUGGUGCUUAUGGGCCUGCUCCUUAUGGUGCUUAUGGGCCUGCUCCUUAUGGUGCUUAUGUGCCUGCUCCUCAUGGUGCUUAUGGACCUUCUCCUUAUUAUGCUUAUGGGCCGCAGCAUCCUUAUUAUUCAUCAACACCACCUCCUUAUUACCCAUCGGGACCAUCACCAACUCACUUUGGUGCCUAUGUUCAUCCUUAUGCAUUUACUCCACCACCACCAUCUAUUUAUGGUGCUGCACCACCAUCUUUUUAUGGUGCUGCACCACCACCUUUUUAUGGUGCUGCACCACCACCUUUUCAUGGCGUUGCACCACCACCACCUACUUAUGGUGCUGCACCACCACCACCUACCUAUGGUGCUGCACCACCACCACCUACCUAUGGUGCUGCACCACCACCACCUACCUAUGGUGCUGCACCACCACCACCUACCUAUGGUGCUGCACCACCACCACCUUCUUAUGGUGCUUAUGCUUACGGGGAACCUCCUGGUUUCAGUCCAUAUAGUGCGAAUCACUCUGUUAGCGAAGCUCAAGGGAGUGGUAAGCCGUCAAAAUUAGGGAAGAAGCUGGGCAAGAUUAUAUAUUCCCUUGUAGUGAACCUGACGAUUGGGUUGUUUUGUGGUGUAAUCUUCGGAUGAAGUUAUCUUCUUUGCCAUGAAUUUUACAUUGAAGGAGGAGGUCUCAUUGUUUUUGUGCACUCGAUAUUAGGGCCUGUUCAGGAGGUGUGGUUGCACCUGCACCUAAUUUUGUGCACUCGCCGAUAUUGGACAAGAGACAAAGCAUAUCUUUUCUAUUGAAAAUUUAAAAAAUGAUAAAAAUAAAAUAAAAAAUGCUUAUACCAUUUUGCAAACCCUC
Molecule: messenger RNA, 1600 nt
Organism: Vitis vinifera (wine grape)
Lineage: Eukaryota; Viridiplantae; Streptophyta; Magnoliopsida; Vitales; Vitaceae
Product: formin-like protein 5
Exons: 1
Coding region: 148-1383 (411 amino acids)
Source: RefSeq, a predicted model, not a curated record